AAGCCCUCUGACCUGAUGAUCGUCAGCCACAUGGCCGAUUCAGCGGCGGCUUUAGCGGCUGCGUCCCAACUGCCUUCCAUGCUUCCGGUUCCGACGUCCUGCACCGGAGCCGUCAAUCCGGCAGUCAGUCCCAGCCCCAUGCUGCCGUCCUUCGGCUUCACACAAGAACAGGUGGCAUGUGUCUGUGAGGUCCUGCAGCAGUCCGGCCACAUCGAAAGGCUAGGAAGGUUCUUAUGGUCACUUCCAGCCUGCGAACAUCUCCAGAAGAACGAGAGUGUCUUGAAGGCAAAAUCCUUGGUGGCAUUCCACCGCGGCAAUUUCAAGGAACUAUAUCGAAUCCUCGAGAGUCAUAACUUUUCCCCGGCUUCACAUCCGAAACUGCAGGCUCUCUGGCUGAAGGCACAUUACAUCGAGGCAGAGAGGUUGAGAGGCAGGCCUCUAGGGGCUGUUGGCAAAUAUAGGAUCAGAAGAAAGUUCCCUUUGCCGAGAACGAUAUGGGAUGGGGAAGAGACUAGUUAUUGCUUUAAAGAAAAAUCAAGGAACAUUUUAAGGGAGUGGUACGCCCACAACCCAUAUCCAUCACCCCGCGAAAAAAGAGAACUGGCUGAAGGUACAGGACUCACGACAACACAAGUUAGCAAUUGGUUCAAGAACCGGAGGCAGAGAGACCGCGCAGCAGAAGCCAAAGACAGGGAACCUGGCGACAAACCAAAAACCCCAAACUCAACCGGAAGUACGAAGCAGGACAGGAGUAGUCCGCUGGACUCCAAGAGCGACCGCGGGCCGGCCUCCUCCGAAAACAACCACCACCACAGCGGCGGACAGCACGGAGGACACCACCACCCCCUCAGCCUCGACUCGGACACCGCUCCCAUGGGCUGCUGCAGCAGCGACAGCUCCAACGGCAUGUUCAGCGGCUCCGAGCUCCCCAAGCUCAGCCCGGGAGCUCAUACGGGCGGUGCAGGAGGCGGGCUGCUAUCCGCGGGAGCUUCGGCUCCUGGUUCCGGCGGCGGACACUCGGCUGCCGCGCUCGCCGCCGCGGCAGCGGCCGGCUUCCGGCUCGGCCCCAUGGGAGAGCUAUCCGCCUCGGGGCUGCCGAAUAACCUCCUCUCACACCACCUUGGAGACUUGGGGCUGGGUUUGGCGGCCGGGGACUACCACCCAGCCCUUAUGACAACAAACUUCCGGUGGCGGAGGGGCGUUGGCGAGCCACCAUGCCAACGCAGUGACCACUGCUGCCGGUGGGUACCAAUCCGAUGUGCGUGA
Uloborus diversus is the source of this 1266-nucleotide messenger RNA. RefSeq names its product homeobox protein six1-like. NCBI's taxonomy places the organism in Eukaryota, Metazoa, Arthropoda, Arachnida, Araneae, Uloboridae. Gene Ontology annotation, biological process: regulation of transcription by RNA polymerase II. The coding region runs from base 16 to 1266 and encodes 416 amino acids. Gene Ontology annotation, molecular function: RNA polymerase II cis-regulatory region sequence-specific DNA binding; DNA-binding transcription factor activity, RNA polymerase II-specific. Gene Ontology annotation, cellular component: transcription regulator complex; nucleus. The transcript has 2 exons. The record is from RefSeq and is a predicted model, not a curated record.